Messenger RNA from Spinacia oleracea (spinach), 2135 nucleotides. Its product is annotated as alpha-1,3-mannosyl-glycoprotein 2-beta-N-acetylglucosaminyltransferase. Gene Ontology annotation, cellular component: Golgi apparatus. The transcript is spliced from 18 exons. Bases 237 to 1571 code for a protein of 444 amino acids. The record is from RefSeq and is a predicted model, not a curated record. Gene Ontology annotation, molecular function: alpha-1,3-mannosylglycoprotein 2-beta-N-acetylglucosaminyltransferase activity. Lineage: Eukaryota; Viridiplantae; Streptophyta; Magnoliopsida; Caryophyllales; Amaranthaceae.
AGUGAAAAACAAAAAGAAACAAAUCUAGUGGAAACCAAAACACACGACAAAGUCUUGAAGUCUCCCUACUUGAAAAUUUUCAGUCUACCAAGCUCCAUUAGAAAUUUAGAACUCAACUACUCAUCACAGAUUAUAGAUCAAAGUACUCAUCUGCCUCAAAAGCUUGAUGAAGAAGCCUUUGAUCAUUUCAUCGUAACUCUCAACUUCAACCUCCCAUCAUUCCAAAAAAAAUUAAAAUGGCGAGAUUUUCUUGCGAUUUCAGAUGGCUUCUCCUCGUUGCUGCCGUCGCAUUUAUCUUCAUCCAGAUGCGGCUGUUUGCUACACAAUCGAAGUAUGCUGAUCGCCUGGCUGCUGCGGUUGAGGCGGAGAAUUAUUGUACAAGACAGACACGGUUAUAUAUUGAUCAAAUAAGCAUGCAACAAGGACAGAUUGUAGCAUUAAAAGAUGAGAAAAAGCGCCGAGAUGAAGAAACUGUCCACCUGAGAGCUCUCGUCCGAGAUCUUGAGAGAAAAGGUCUUCAAAGAUUGAAUGAGAAACUAGAGGUGCCAGUGGCAGCUGUUGUGGUGAUGGCCUGCAAUCGUGCUGAUUACUUGGAAAGAACUGUCAAUUCAAUAUUGAAAUAUCAUGGUUCUGUUGCAUCGAAGUACCCACUUUUUGUAUCCCAGGAUGGACCAGACUCAAAAGUCAAAAGCAAGGCACUGAGUUAUGAUCAAAUAACCUACAUGCAGCACUUGGAUUAUGAAGCUAUCCGUACAGAGAGACCUGGAGAAUUGAUUGCAUACUAUAAAAUUGCACGUCAUUAUAAGUGGGCACUGGACAAGUUGUUCUACAAGCACAAUUUCAGCAAAGUGGUCAUUCUUGAAGAUGACAUGGAGAUUGCCCCUGAUUUUUUUGAGUAUUUUGAGGCUGCAGCAGGUUUACUUGACAGAGACAGGUCAAUCAUGGCUGUUUCCUCCUGGAAUGAUAAUGGACAAAAGCAGUUUGUGCAUGACCCUUAUGUGCUUUAUCGAUCUGAUUUCUUUCCUGGGCUUGGAUGGAUGUUGUCGAAAGAGACAUGGGAUGAGUUAUCACCAAAGUGGCCCAAGGCUUAUUGGGAUGAUUGGUUAAGACUUAAAGAGAAUCACAAGGGUCGACAAUUUAUAAGACCAGAAGUCUGCAGAACGUAUAAUUUUGGUGAGCAUGGUUCCAGUCUAGGGCAGUUUUUCAGCCAAUAUCUUGCGCCAAUUAAACUCAAUGAUGUGAAUGUUAAGUGGAAGUCAAUGGAUUUAAGCUACCUGGUGGAGGACAACUAUUUGGAAUACUUUGCCAGCCUUGUGAAAAAGGCUAAACCAAUCCAUGGUGCUGAUGCUGUAGUGAAGGCCAAUGGUGUAGAUGGCGAUGUACGCAUCAAGUAUUCGGAUCAGCCAGAGUUUGAAAGCAUAGCCAGGCAGUUUGGUAUUUUUGAAGAAUGGAAGGAUGCUGUCCCCAGGGCAGCAUACAAGGGAGUAGUAGUUUUCAGAUACCAGACUACAAAGCGUGUCUUCCUUUAUGGACCAGAUUCACUACAGCAACUUAGGAUUGAGAAAACCUGAAUGUAUACAGGUUCGAGCCUACAACAAUUUACGAUUGUCCCCCCCCCCCCCCUCCCCCGGCCCUACCCGUUCCAAUUUGUAGGUCUCAUAACUUCAUAAGAGAAGUAACCAGGCAGAAAAAUUUAGAAAUGACUGAAAGAAGGGACAUUUGGAGUUUCAUCAUGUUGUAGUUUGGUAUAGUUUUUAAAUCUGUGUAAAUUAAUGUUUUUACUGUGAUGGCAUAGGUGAAAUCUCAUGUGACACUAAUUAACGAACAGUUUUGGUAAAUUCCACUCUCAUGUGAUGUCGUUCCAUGAUCUACUAAAGCACAUGCUUCGUUGUUCAGACUCGGCUACCUGUUGAACAGACACAACCAAAGUUGGACCCAAGUGACUCGUAAGAAGGUAGUGUAGGUCUCAAUUUACAGACCCUUGUAAUCCUGCUACUCUAUAUAAUUUGUACUUGCUUAUUUUUAAUACCAGGCGAUAGACUGUAUGGCAGAUAUGUUUAUGAAUGUGGCAAGACCGCAAGAGUGGCAUACUGGCAUAGUUUCAUGCUCAAGUGCAAAAUAUGGUUUGUAUGCAA